Cyphomyrmex costatus is the source of this 3099-nucleotide messenger RNA. RefSeq names its product attractin-like protein dsd (gene dsd). Gene Ontology annotation, cellular component: Golgi apparatus. The coding region runs from base 37 to 3099 and encodes 1020 amino acids. Gene Ontology annotation, molecular function: protein binding. The transcript has 9 exons. The record is from RefSeq and is a predicted model, not a curated record. NCBI's taxonomy places the organism in Eukaryota, Metazoa, Arthropoda, Insecta, Hymenoptera, Formicidae.
UGAGGUAACCCGUACAACUUUUGUAGAAAUAAACUCAUGUAUGUGUGCACGAUCGUCGCAGGUGCGGAUUGUAGCCAAAGAAGUGACCGUGGAUCUUGGGAGAGUGUCACGUAUAAGGAUCUACCACCGGAAGGCUCAGCAAGUCACUGUUCCAUCGUUUGGAAGGAUUCGCUGUACGUGGUUGGCGGCGAGAGUUUCCGUCGUUCCAAGAUGAUAUACGUAUAUGAUUAUAACGGCAAUGUUUGGGAGACACCUCACAUCGAGGGCCGAAUGCCAUUACCGCGAUAUGCGCAUUCGUGCGUGCUAUUUGGCGACAAGAUAUUCAUGUAUGGUGGCGUCGUGGAAAACUCUACCGUGACCAACGAGAUAUGGGCGUUUGAUGUGUCCUCUAAGAUCUGGGAGAACGUUACCGUGCACGAUAAUUGUCACAACAAGACAAUAUGUGGCCCACUAAAAGUAGCUGGACACACUGCGACCCGGGUAAGCCAUGGCAAGAAGGAGAAGAUGGUUGUGAUAUUCGGCUAUUCGCCACAAUAUGGUUACUUAAACACCGUCCAGGAAUACUCUUUGAGUACGCGCGAGUGGCAGAUUGUCAAGACGAGUGGUUUUCCGGUGAGGGGUAGAUAUGGACACAGUUCUGCGUACGAUCCCCUUACGAAUCUCAUUUACGUGUACGGUGGUUACAUGUCGGAGUCACAAAGUAUGCAUGUUUUGAGCAGUAGGCUGUACUCGUACCACCCUAAUUAUUGUGAAUGGCGUUUGCUUACGUCGGCGCCGUCGGCACGUUUCUUUCAUACGGCCACCUUUGUCACGAGCGGACUGAUGUUGGUGUUUGGCGGUAAUGUGCACAACGACACGCAGCAAUCGCACGGCGCGAGAUGCUACUCAGCCGAUACGCUUGGCUAUGAUGUCACAUGCGAUACGUGGCAUCAGUAUACCAUGCCCAAAGACAUGAACGAUCUUCCAAGAUACGGUCACAGCGCAACCGUCUUCGAGAAGUCGAUGUAUAUCUAUGGCGGCUUUGACGGUGAAAUGCUGUCUGAUAUGUUGAGGUAUACCCCUGGCAAUUGUGAGCAUUUAACGAAUCAGAAUCAGUGCCUGAAUGCCAGGAUAGGCGUAAAGUGUGUGUGGCAUAAACGAGAUAAUCGAUGCCUGCAGAUCACAAAGAUUCCGCAACACGUGCUCAACCACAAGGAAUACGAUGAACACGACGGCGAUUAUAUGAAAUGUAAUCUGGAUGACAAGCCGCCGCGUGGUAUGACGUCGCAUGCAGAACUUUGUAAACUCUUUACCGACUGCGUCACAUGCGUACAAACUUCGUACAAUUGUGUGUGGUGUGGCAAGAGUUGCCUGCACAUGAGUUGCCGGGACAAUCCAAAUUCGCCGAAUUCGGCCAUCACAGAACUAGAGCAUUGUGAUCAGAACACCGGUAUCGAGUGCUUGCAACUGCACACGUGUCAUGCUUGUUCCAGCAAUCCGCGUUGCAUUUGGUCGUGGUCUAAUGGACCUGAUCGUUGCAAACCACAAUCAAAGACUCGAGAGGUGAAUGUGUUGAACAGUACGAUCCAAGCGCAGCGUUUAACGAUGGACCCGUGCCGCAGUCCAUGUGCAGAGUACAUGUCAUGCCGCAAUUGCACAGAAUCUGAUUGUAUCUGGUGUCAAAACGAAGCCAAAUGUGUAGAUAAAAAUGCGUAUCCGGCCAGUUUUCCAUAUGGACAAUGUCGCGAAUGGACGACGAUAGAUGCUCGGUGUCGUGCCACGGAAACUGGCAGGGAAUGGUGCAGUUUCUAUUCGUCAUGCGCCGCUUGCCGAUCAGAUCCCGGUUGCGGCUGGUGUGAUGACGGAUCGGAUACUGGGAAAGGUUCAUGCAUGUCUGGUGGAGCUCGUGGUCCUAGCAGCAAAAGCUCGAACAAAUGUUUGCUUGAAUAUUGGUACUUCACAAAAUGUCCAACUUGUCAGUGUAAUGGUCACAGUAGGUGUCUUCCAAAUACUAGUGAAUGCAUUCAGCCAUGCGGAAACUUGACUUAUGGAUCGCACUGCGAUAAAUGUAUCCCUGGCUUUUAUGGUAGUCCACUCAAUGGAGCUACAUGUCAGCCUUGCUCCUGCAACAAUCAAGGUACUCUAUGCACAAGCGAAACGGGUAAAUGUUACUGCACAACUAAAGGUAUCAUAGGAGAUCACUGCGAGCGUUGUGACGUAUCUGGUCUCUAUCACGGAGAUCCUACGGUUACUAAAGGGUCCUGUUUCUAUGACUUGGCUAUCGACUAUCAAUUUACAUUUAAUUUAAGCAAAAAGGAGGAUCGUCACUAUCGAGCAAUCAACUUCAAAAAUUCGCCACCGAAAGCCGAUAUUGAUGCUGAAUUCUCCAUUACAUGUUCCGUGCUUGCCAAGAUGAAUGUCAGCAUCAAGAAAGUAAACAGUGACGAAGUGAAAUUGGUUACCAACGCAAAUUGCACAACGACCAUGUACAAACAUCGUUUUAGCAAAGCAGAUUAUAACUUCGGCAACGAAGAUAACAAUACCCUCACUACAUUUUACGUGUAUGUCUACGAUUUUCAACCGCCACUGUGGAUCCAAAUCUCGUUCUCUCAAUAUUCCAAAUUGAAUUUACAGCAGUUUUUCAUUACAUUUUGCACGUGCUUCCUCGCUUUGCUAUUGGUGGCUGCCAUUCUUUGGAAGAUCAAGCAAAAAUAUGAUAUGUAUCGACGAAGACAACGGCUUUUCCUAGAAAUGGAGCAAAUGGCUAGCAGAGCAUUUAGUCAAGUUCUAGUGGAAAUUGAGAGACGCGAUGUUGACAACUCUGAUCCAGAACGCGGUGACACCGACUUUACUAAUUGUCGUAAAAAGAAGAAGAAUGCUCCUAGUCCGAUCGCACUGGAGCCUUGUUGUGGCAACAGAGCGGCGGUUCUGUCUCUGCUAGUCAGGUUGCCGACUGGCGGCGAGUCUUAUACGCCAGCCGGACAGAGCGCUGGUUUAGCCGUGGCGUCUGCUUUGGUGACGCUAGGCAGCCCGCGCAGACCGUCUCAGGAAUUAACAACAAAAGAACCGAAAAAAACAAGGAAGUCCGCUAGCCAACAUCCGGAUUCCACUUGUAUUUAA